GAUCAAAAAGGCAUGAGAUUAAUUGUUUAUCAUAACUUUAUAUAAUAUUAAUAAACAAUUCGCUGGCAAGCCUCCAACUUUCGAUGGUUCUGUUCCGUUGAUACAAGUGCAUACUAUACUAUGCUGAGAAGUGCUGAUUGAUCAUAUGUUGUAAGAGAUUCGCAGCUGACCACACUAAGACAUACUAAUUGGAUAUCCAGUAUUUUCAGACGAUGUUUUAUUCUGCAACCUUACUUGUGGUGUUUGGCUUAAUUAAUGAUUUUGUCACAUGCGCAGAAUGGAGCUACAGUUCACCAUAUGGCCCAUCAAACUGGACGACUAUGCAUGGCAAUGCAGCUUGUGGCCUGAGGGCACAGUCACCAAUAGACAUUCCAGAUGCAACGAACGCUCAAUAUGACGAAAUGCUAGUACCGUUUGUAGUUAUGGGAUUUGAAAAGAAAACAAAUGUUUUAAAACUUGUCAACAAUGGACAUACAGCUCAACUUAACAUAAUAGGAGAUUUAAAAGUAUCAGGCGGAGGUUUAUCAGGAACUUACAACACUGCUCAGUUACAUUUCCACUGGGGCAGUAGUAGUAACAAAGGCUCAGAGCAUCUACGUAACAGAACGAGGUAUCCCUUAGAGAUGCAUAUAGUCAACUAUAACAGUAAAUAUGAUAGCCUAACAAAUGCUGCUCCAAAACCAGAUGGUCUUGCAGUACUGGGUUUUUGGUUUAAGGUUGUAGCUGAAGACAACAAAAUGUUUGCCAAGUUGGUGAACAAUCUCACAAAAAUACAAAAUGCAGACGACGAAGUCGAUGUGACAGAUGUUCUAGUUAGUGAUUUAAUCAUUCCAAAACUUGACAAAUACUACAGAUAUAAAGGCAGUUUGACAACUCCGCCAUGUUAUGAAAGUGUCACGUGGACAAUGUUUGAAGAGACUAUUCCCAUUUCAGAAAAUCAGUUACGACUAUUCAGAAAUUUGAAAGAAAAAAAACCAAACCACAAAAUUGUCAACAACUUCAGGCCAGUCCAGCAGUUAAAUGGUAGAAGAGUAAGCAGAAGUUUCAAGUUAGAAACAGACGGAGCUAACACUAUUUGUUCAUCGUCAAUUGUAACAGUUUUAUUAGUUUACCUUCUACAUUUGUUAUGAACGUUGUAGACAUAGGACCUUUAAAAAAGGCAACAUUGAAAGUCAUGUACAUUGAUCAGUUGAAUUUAAACUUUGCAAAUUUAGCCUUAAAUUUCUCGAUUGACGAUGUUUACUCAUAGGUCUAACUGCAGUGGCGGAUCCAGAACUUUUCAUAAGGGGGGCCCGCUCCAGUCAUGCUUCAGUGAUUCCCUAUAUAAUCAAUCAAAUUUUCCCACGAAGGGGGAGGGGGGGCGGGCCCCCCAGGCCCCACCCUGGAUCCGCCUAUGAACUGCUAUAUAUGAGUAUUACCCAUAAGUCUAACUUCACUGGUAUCCAUAAGUAUAAAUAACUGGUAACAACAUUUUAGGAUGAAAAGGGCGAGUAUUCUUCCUUUAAUAGUAUUUCUUUCAAUGUUAUAUAAUUGUUAUCUCAUACUAUUUACUCAGUAAACUUCGUCCAAGCUACGAAAAUAAAAAAAAUCUUGUAAUUGUAAUUCCACAACAACGUAUCGCCAUUUCCGGGAUAUUUGGAAAGUUGUAAUUUGAAAAAGCAAAAAUAAAUAUUGUGACAAGUGGAGAAUUCAGUAUUCCAUAAAAUGAAUCUGUAAGAUUUUGAAUUGGGCUCGAUAUAUUUCUUAAUAUCAUCCCAAACAAUGACUUUUAUGUUGUACAUGUUUCAAAAUUUGGUCAUGAUUUGUUUCCUGUGAAAAGUUAAUGUUGAUAAAAUAGAGUUAAUAUUUCUUGUGUUGGUACUGAUUUUUUAGGGGGAUCUUUUAUUGGUUUUGUUGUUUUGGUGGUUCGUUCAUUAACAAUAACCAAUCAUCGUCUGCUAUUUAUUAUCAUAAUAAAGAAUCAUGUCAGUGCCACUAUAAAUAAUCAUGUAUAAUUCAAAAAAUAUAUUUCAUGAUAUGAACGGUAUAAUCGUUGAAAUGCUUUAGUUGUAUUCUUGUAUUCUUGUAUAUAUUCUAAACAAAACAGUAUUAGAACAAUGCAGAAUGGGAACAUUUAUCAUAAUUGUCAUACUAUUUUUAAAGCUGCAUGUUAGCUCCCCUUAACCCAAAGUGUCCUUUGAUGUUUACCCUUCACUUGACGCUUGUCAUCUGUUACAAUAGUCUAUUGUUGGCCUUUUUGUUGAGGAAAUAAGAUAUCUAUGUUACGAUAUAAAACAACUUUUUAAAUGACCACCACAAUGCUACUUUCGUUGAUAUAAAUAGAAAGUUCUGCAAAUAAACAGAAGAAGGCUUUCAAUCAGAACCGGGGUAAAUAUGCUUUAAUUUAUUGGGAUCAAGAAUGGCCAUUCUGCAGCAUAGGUAAAAAGUAAUAGAAAUAUGCUUUUUAGAAGCUUUAGUUUAAAUGAUGAUUUUUGAUUUACUUUCAAUUAAUUAUAAUUGCUUUAUGUAAUAUAUAAUUGCUAUUUUGCUGUACAAUAUGCAUAAUAAACCAAUUUAAAAUCUU
Mytilus californianus (California mussel) is the source of this 2563-nucleotide messenger RNA. RefSeq names its product carbonic anhydrase 2-like. Lineage: Eukaryota; Metazoa; Mollusca; Bivalvia; Mytilida; Mytilidae. The record is from RefSeq and is a predicted model, not a curated record. Bases 213 to 1130 code for a protein of 305 amino acids. The transcript is spliced from 8 exons. Gene Ontology annotation, molecular function: zinc ion binding; carbonate dehydratase activity.